CGUUUACUGAUGCAAGCUUAAAUAUAUUAGACCUUUCAUGACGUAAGACUGAAGCUUACUCAUGUGUGUAAUAUAACAAGUGUUUUCUUCUUAGACAAUACCGCUAAAGGGACAAAACAUGUUUUACAUCAGCAUAUUAUUACAGCUGCUUCUAUCAGCUGCUGUGGCUUCAGUGUCAGUUUCAUACAACCCUAAAAGCAUAUGUGUACUGGAAAGAUCAUCUGUGGAUUUCAAAUGCACCUUUGAUUAUCCGUAUUAUUCUACACUUGAAACAACAAAAUGGUUCAAGCCAGAAGCUGAUCAGAAACAAGACGGAACACAGGUUGGAAUAUCUGUCUAUCACUCAAAUACAGCAGAGAUUCACCAGCUGUACAAGAACAGAACAGCUUAUGCAAACCAAGACAGAAACUGCUCACUGCAGUUACACAAUGUCUCCAAAAAUGACAACGGAAUGUAUUUCUUUCGCUUUGAAUAUUCCUAUCGUGGAAAAUACACUGGACUAGGUGGCAUACACCUCAGCGUAGCAGUUCUACCUUUUAGAGUAACAGUGAAAACACAAAAGGAGAAUGGACACAUCCAUGAAGGAGACUCUGUGACAUUGACAUGCGGCACAGAAAACUGCACCCCAAAACAAAAGCUGUUUGCCUGGUUUAAAAAUCAACGUCUGAUUCCAGAAGCCACUGACAUUGAGUUCCGCAUCUCUUCUGUCUCUCACCAUGAUUUUGGCAACUACUCCUGCGCUCUGAAGAACAGCAGCUCAACUUCAGCAGAUGAAAUAUUGCUUGACAUAAAAUAUAGUCCAAAGAACGUUGAAAUAGCUGUUUUGCCAUCUGGAAAGAUACGAGAAGGAAACUCACUGACUCUGAUCUGUAUGAGUAAUGCCAAUCCUUCAGUGACAAACUACAGCUGGUUUCUGAUCAAAGAAGCAAAUGUCUCUCAUAUAGGAUUUCAUCGUGAAUUCUUCAUCAAAGCUGCCAGCCAGAAGGAUGAUGGACAAUACUUCUGCAUUGCUAAAAAUGACAUAAAAACUAAAAAC
Cyprinus carpio (common carp) is the source of this 1036-nucleotide messenger RNA. Its product is annotated as B-cell receptor CD22-like. The record is from RefSeq and is a predicted model, not a curated record. NCBI's taxonomy places the organism in Eukaryota, Metazoa, Chordata, Actinopteri, Cypriniformes, Cyprinidae.